This is a messenger RNA of Bemisia tabaci, 867 nucleotides long. The record is from RefSeq and is a predicted model, not a curated record. Lineage: Eukaryota; Metazoa; Arthropoda; Insecta; Hemiptera; Aleyrodidae.
AUGAAGAAUAAAUUCCAAGCAGGCAAAAUACCUAUUUUUGAUGGAGGAUUGAAAGCAAAUAUUAUGCCUAAUCAUGAAUUGGUGGUCUUGAGAACAGCACGCAGGUACAGAAUCGUUCUAGAGAGGUUGUUUUUUAUUACAGAGUCUAAAAUAAGAUGGAUUUUGGUGCCUUUGCUACUGCUACACCACACCACGAUGAUAUUGGGUGGGAUUCUUCUUGUAGUUGAUGCCACCGCUGCUUAUUCCUUGUUGAUACCUGCUACCCUUGCGCAAAAACAGCACUGUAUUGUAGUUCCUGGGUGUUACAUGACAUUAGCAGUUUUUUGGCAAAAAAGUAGACUGUUGAUUGAAGUUGCCGAGGAGGUCAACGAAGCUUUGCUCAUAGACCAGCUACCAAUCGCAAAUGAUUUGCGUGCAGCCGUCAUCACAGACUUGGAGAAUCGUCAUCCACUAAUCGUCCUCUAUAUGACGUCGAUAUCGCAAGUCUUAAUUUCGUUCUACGUUCUGUCUCCUGUCGUCAAAUUUCUGACCAGUACUUCACCACUGCGACAACUUGAGCUCCCGCUAAAUAUGCAGGAUCCACUAUCUCUUGUCGGGCUCACCACCACUGACGUCACACGGGUAAUGAUCUACUUCAUUUUUAGCACCUGUCUCAUGGCUACCUUCUUCAUCAUAUACCUAGGAAAAUCCCUCAACCUUAUCAUUUUGGAUUCCUUGAAGACAGCAUUCUCCAUUUGUGGACAAAGCUUUGAAACCCUCGGCCGUGACGGUCCGUCGAAUAUGGAGCAAUUUCUAAGCGCUGUCAAACUGCAUCAACUUGUUUCUGACUCCGCUGACUGCUGUGCCAACCUGGUCGGCGGUGAUUGA